This is a messenger RNA of Ascochyta rabiei, 744 nucleotides long. RefSeq names its product Ribonuclease P. NCBI's taxonomy places the organism in Eukaryota, Fungi, Ascomycota, Dothideomycetes, Pleosporales, Didymellaceae. The record is from RefSeq and is a predicted model, not a curated record. Gene Ontology annotation, biological process: nuclear-transcribed mRNA catabolic process, RNase MRP-dependent; intronic box C/D snoRNA processing; rRNA processing. Gene Ontology annotation, cellular component: ribonuclease MRP complex; cytosol; nucleolar ribonuclease P complex. Gene Ontology annotation, molecular function: ribonuclease MRP activity. The coding region runs from base 1 to 744 and encodes 247 amino acids. The transcript has 3 exons.
AUGGCACCGCCAGUGAAGAAGCCGCCAAAGCCAAUCUUCAAGAUAUCCUCGCCUUUCACAGAAACAAGAUGGCCGUCUGUGUCACAUGAAGACGAGGAAGUCGUUACAGAAUUACUAUGCAAUCUACUCACGCCUCUUGGCGAGCACCGCAGAACACAUGUCCAACCAUCGAAAGGCAAAAAGCGGAAACGAGAUACCAGGCUCCAUGCACAUGAAAAUCCUCGGCCGUCACCGCCAGCCAUCGGAUUCCAUCUUCUUGUUGGCCUAAACAGUGUGACGAGACAUUUAGAAGCUCUGGCAACCAGGACUGCACCACCAAAUGCGCCGACCAGGGAGUCAGGUGCUAGCGACAAGGACGGCUCCGCAACAGAAAAUGAAACCGAAAAGCAGCUAGAAACCACGCUGAGGCCACUGAGCAUGGUCAUCCUCACACACCCUCGCCCAUCUCUCUCCCCGUCGCACGCUCACAUACCAACACUGCUCCACCUCGCCACCUUACAGCCCAGACCAGGAUCCAAAACAUCAGCGCCUACACGCCUCGUUGCUCUGCCAACCUCCAAUGAUGCCCGCUUUGCAUCCGCACUACACAUACCACGCGUUGGUGCGAUAGGCAUUUACGAAGGUGCUCCAGGCGCAAAUGCAUUAGAAGAGUACGUGCGGCAGCACGUGGGGGCAACAGAAUGUCCAUGGGUCGACGAAGCGUUAAAGCCCGAAUGGCGAGGGUUGACUGUCAAGCAAGACUGA